CCCUCAGUGUGUUUUCUCUUCUCUGCAGGUCCAACCUCAUGGGGACCAAGUUUACAGUGUACGACAGUGGACAGAACCCUGGGAAGACAACUUCCAGCCUAGAGGCUACUAACCUGCGGCAGGAGCUGGCAGCCAUCUGCUAUGAAACCAACGUUUUAGGGUUCAAAGGACCUCGUAAAAUGAGUGUCAUCAUUCCUGGAAUGAACAUGGACCAUGAGAGAGUCGCCAUCUGCCCACAGAAUGACCAUGAGUCUUUGCUGGCGCGAUGGCAGAACAAGAGCACAGAGAGCGUGAUCGAGCUUCACAACAAGACCCCCGUGUGGAACGACGACACGCAGUCGUACGUUCUGAACUUCCACGGCAGAGUCACUCAGGCCUCAGUCAAGAAUUUCCAGAUCAUCCACGACAAUGACCCGGACUACAUUGUGAUGCAGUUUGGGCGGGUUGCGGAGGAUGUAUUCACCAUGGACUAUAACUACCCUAUGUGUGCCCUCCAAGCCUUCGCCAUUGCUCUCUCCAGCUUUGACAGCAAGCUGGCCUGUGAGUAGCAGCCAUCCUCUCCCCUUUACCUCCUGAGAAGCUACCUGCCCCUAACUGAAGGGCUACUCAUGGGCCUCCAUUAGUCCAUCAGUCCCCUCACCAGGGGCUGCAGUUAAUCCUGGUCACCAUGGGGACCCAACACUGUCCGAGAAUCCCCCCUGGAAUUUGCUUAAGCCGAGGAUGGUGUGGAGGCACAAACUGUCUGCAAGUGUGUCUAUUGAGUGUGUGUGUGUGUGUGUGUGUGUAUGUGUUCUGGUGCUCCUAAGGAACCCUUCCAGUCUCUAUUCUGGAUAAGGAUAUGUCAGUCAGUGGACAGGACAAGCACAAAGACUAAUCCACUCUUGCAUCUUAAGGCUCAUUUUAAUAGAUCAUGUUUUAAAUUAAAUAUGUAACAAUGAAUCCUGUUACUUUAUGUAUCCGUGGUGGAAUUCUAACAUUUUUUAAACCAUUAAUUACUUAUCAAUGAAUUUAACAUGUAUUGCAAAAAAAAAACUAACAACUGUUCAUCUUCAUGUUGAAUUGGUUGAAGGAGUUUCAUCGUAGUAAUUAACCCCCACAUGCCACCUUUAACUUAUUCAAUAUUGGACUGGAAACCAUUAGGUUACAAAUUAGGACCAUUCAAGAUUGAAAACAUAAUUCAUGAUAAAACUCCUAACAAAUAACACUUUAACUCCAUAACUGUAACUAAUAUUACUCAUUUGAACAUCACAUAACAUUCACAUCCAUUUAUGUAUUUAUAUUGUUAUUUAUGUAUUUAUACAUAUCCAUGACACAGGUAAAUGCCAAAAUAAAAGAAACACCAACAUAAAGUGUCUUAAUAAGGCAUUGGGCUACCACGAGCUGCCAGAACCGCUUCAAUGCACCUUGGC
Messenger RNA from Coregonus clupeaformis (lake whitefish), 1409 nucleotides. RefSeq names its product tubby protein homolog. Lineage: Eukaryota; Metazoa; Chordata; Actinopteri; Salmoniformes; Salmonidae. The record is from RefSeq and is a predicted model, not a curated record. Bases 39 to 548 code for a protein of 169 amino acids. The transcript has 4 exons. Gene Ontology annotation, cellular component: cilium. Gene Ontology annotation, biological process: protein localization to cilium.